AUGGGAAACACACCGUCAAAGAAACGAAAAGAACGUCCAAGCAUAAUCCGUGCAGACGUACCUGACAAUGAAUAUUCGAAUUCAACCGCGGCUUCCAUUUCAUCCAUUCUCGUCAACAGUUCAUUACAAAAGCAACUACAGCAACAAUCCGUGUCUUCAACACAAGACUUGAAUCAGCUCACGUUUACGUCACAGAACCAACUCACUGCCACGUCGAUUCGAUCGAUUGGACGGAAUCUCGAUAUUGACGAAUGCAUUUCACGACUGUUGGCUAUUGGUGGCACGAGCAAAGUCUCCAAGCUACCGUUUAAAAAUUCGGAAAUUAUCGCUAUAUGUCGAGCCGCGCAAGAAGUUUUCAUGAGUCAACCGGGCGGCUUUCCCCCUGAGUCCAACUAUUUAUUUUUAGGAGACUAUGUGGAUCGCGGCAAGCAGAGUCUUGAAACGAUCCUCUUGUUAUUUUGUUACAAGAUCAAGUUUCCCGAGAACUUUUUCUUGUUGCGAGGCAACCAUGAGUGCGCUAACGUAACCAGAGUGUAUGGGUUUUAUGACGAAUGUAAACGCCGAACAAACGUCAAAAUCUGGAAAACAUUUGUGGAUGUAUUCAACGCAUUACCGAUUGCUGCCCUUGUGGCAGGCAAGAUCUUUUGUGUUCACGGCGGCCUUAGCCCAUCGAUGCAAUCACUGGACGAUGUACGCAACAUUGCACGGCCGACAGACGUACCGGAAUAUGGCCUAUUAAACGAUUUGCUGUGGUCCGAUCCGGCGGAGCAAGUUGAUGAGUGGGAGGACAAUGAACGAGGCGUUUCAUACUGCUUUGGCAAACGUGUGGUGAAUGAUUUUCUAGCAAGGCACGAUUUGGAUCUGGUGUGUCGGGCACACAUGGUGGUGGAGGAUGGUUACGAGUUUUUCAACGACCGUACACUGGUCACGGUGUUUUCUGCACCCAACUAUUGUGGCGAGUUUGACAAUUUUGGUGCGAUCAUGAGCAUCAAUGAAGACUUGUUGUGCAGCUUUGAGCUGCUGACACCGACAGAACAUCCACCGCCGAGAGUGUCGGCUGCAGCAAACAAGAAGAAUGCGGCAACGGGAAAACGACCGCCGAAUUCUGUUCCUCGAUGGCGCCUGGGGUUUCUUAUCGCUGUUCCCGAUUCGGAUAAAAAAUAA
This is a messenger RNA of Zychaea mexicana, 1164 nucleotides long. Its product is annotated as serine/threonine-protein phosphatase PP-Z1. The transcript is spliced from 6 exons. Bases 1 to 1164 code for a protein of 387 amino acids. The record is from RefSeq and is a predicted model, not a curated record. Gene Ontology annotation, molecular function: protein serine/threonine phosphatase activity. Lineage: Eukaryota; Fungi; Mucoromycota; Mucoromycetes; Mucorales; Lichtheimiaceae. Gene Ontology annotation, cellular component: cytoplasm; nucleus.